AUGGAUCCCAAAGCAGUUGCGGAAGAGCAAAUGAGGGUUAGGAGAAAAAUAGAAGAAGUACAUGCAUUUGGUCAGUCGCAGCAGCUCUCUCCUAUUCAAGAACAUAUAAGCUUCACCCUUCUGGUAUACAUGCCCCUUUUGGAUAAUGAUGAACUGCAGCAAUCUUAUUACAAAUGUGCAAACGAGUGCUUUGAGAAAAAAAGAAAACAAGAGGUUACAACUAAGUGCGUUGAGCUCUGCCGUGCUCCCGUUGUCAAGUCUCAACAACAAUUAGAUAGCGACAUGGCCAAGUUUCAGGAUAGGAUUAACAGAUCUCUCAUGGUAUGUCAAGACAAAUUUGAGGCUUCAAAGCUACAGAAUUUGAGGGUUGAUGCCGCCAAAGAUAUGGAGGGUUGCGUUAACGAUGCCGCUGCAGAAUUAUUUGGCGGCUAAGCAAGAA
Messenger RNA from Capsella rubella, 439 nucleotides. RefSeq names its product protein FAM136A. Lineage: Eukaryota; Viridiplantae; Streptophyta; Magnoliopsida; Brassicales; Brassicaceae. The record is from RefSeq and is a predicted model, not a curated record. Gene Ontology annotation, cellular component: cytoplasm.